Molecule: messenger RNA, 1745 nt
Organism: Lathyrus oleraceus (garden pea)
Lineage: Eukaryota; Viridiplantae; Streptophyta; Magnoliopsida; Fabales; Fabaceae
Product: late embryogenesis abundant protein At3g53040
Exons: 2
Coding region: 140-1522 (460 amino acids)
Source: RefSeq, a predicted model, not a curated record
CUCUCUCAUUCAUUCUACCACUUUCUCUUCUCUCAAAUUCUACAUUACAAUUUGCAAAUCACAUCACAAAAACAAUUCCCAUUUUUGUCACACAUUUUUCCCUUCCAUUUUGUUGUUGUCACACUGAUAAAGCUACUACAUGGUGAUGGCUACCAGGGUUGUUUUGGUGACAUUUAUGUUACUUCUGUUUGCCAUUAACUGUAAUUCUUCUAGUGUUGGUCACACGCCUUCAAAAGAAGAGGAAGCUCAUGAUUUUCAAGAUGUGAAAGCCAAGACCAUGGAAACUGCCAACAAAGCAUCUGAAACGGGAAAGGAAGGGAAAGAAGCCGCAGAAACAUGGACUGGAUGGGCCAAAGAGAAACUCACUGAAGGACUUGGCUUCAAAGAUAAGGAUAGCACCCCUCACAAAGCAUCUGACUGUGCUUCAGACACUGCACAGAAAACCAAAGAUUGUGCAAGUGAAACUGCACAAAAAUCCAAGGAAACUGCUAAAAAAGCCUCCGAUCAAGCCCAGGAUGCUGCUGAGAAAACCAAAAAAAAUGCUUGGGAUGCUUCUCAAAAGAUAAGAGAUUAUGCCACUGAUGCUGCUGGCAAGACCAAACAUUGUACCGGUGAUGCUACUGAGAAAACUGGUUGUUAUUAUACUGAUGAUGCUCCAGAGGACACCAGAGACUUUGCUGGUGAAGCUUUGCAUAAGGCUAAAGAAUAUGCCACUGAUGCUGCACAAAAAGCUGCACAGAAGGCCAAAGAAUAUGUCACUGGUGCCGCGCAUAAGUCUCAAGAGUAUGCAAAUGACGCCACAGAGAAGACCAAAGAUGCAGCAUAUAAGACUAAAGAUUAUGCUGGUGAUGCUGCAGGGAAGGCCAAAGAGUAUGCAAGUGACGCCACAGAGAAGACCAAAGAUGCAGCAUAUAAGACUAAAGAUUAUGCUGGUGAUGCAGCAUACAAUGCUGCAAAGAAGACUAAAGAGUAUGCAGGUGAUGCAGCGGAGAAGUCCAAAGAUGCAGCAUACAAGACAAACGACUAUACUGCAGAAAAGGCGAAAGAGUAUGCAAGUGAUUCUGCAGAGAAGACAAAAGGUGCUGCCCAGAAGGCCAAAGAUUAUGCUGGUGAUGCUACACAGAAGACCAAAGAAUAUGCUGGUGAUGCUGCACAGAAAACCAAAGAUGCUGCAUAUAAGACCAAAGACUAUGUAGGUGAUGCAGCAUAUAAAUCAAAAGAUUAUGCAGGUGAUGCUGCACAGAAGGCCAAAGAUUAUGCCAAUGAUGCAGCAUACAAGUCAAAAGAGUAUGCCAAUGAUGCUUCAUACAAGUCCAAAGACGAUGCUGCUCAGAGGAUCAAAGAGGCUUCUGAAUAUGCAAAUGAUGCUGCUCAGAGAACCAAAGAGGCUUCUGAAUAUGCAACUGAUAGUGCUCAGAAAAACGCAGCAUCUGGGGCAGGGGAAUACAGUGCUGAGAAGGCAGCUAAAUCACAAAAUCUGAAAGAUAAAUUGGGUGGAAAACGUGGAGAUGAUGAGCUUUGAGCUUUCUUAUCAGUUGUUCUACCACAAGUGUUGUUGUACAAUUCUGCUGUCAUAAAAGAGAAGAGCCUAUGUGUGUAUAUAACUAUUGUAGUAUGUGUUUUUGUUUUGCUGUUUGCUAGUGCUGUGUUUGGUCUCAUGUUAGAAGCAUCCACAUAGCACAAGUUGGAACAUUUUGUAUCAAUUUCUCAUAUGUUUUUAAAAAAUAAUAUAUGCAAUUCUCACA